AACCAUGACCAGAUGGGCUAGAGUGAACACCUCAAAUAGUAGGAGACCCUUGUCUGCGACAUCAUGGGAGGACAUGAGGGAGGGGUCUGCAGGGAGUGCAGACCGAAACCUUCCAAAGCUUAAACAACGCCAAAUCAGUGGGCUGUCCCUUAAAAAUGAUUCCCCUCAAGCAAAACAUAAAAAGAACAAGAAGAAAAAAGAGUAUUUAAAUGAAGAUGUGAAUGGAUUCAUGGAAUACCUAAAACAGAACUUGCAGAUGCUUCACAAUGGACAGUUGAUAGCAGCAGACAGCCGGGAAGUACGAGAGAUUGCAGUGGCCUUAAAGAAAGACAGUCGAAGGGAAGAAAGACGGUUAAAAAGACAAGCAGCAAAGAAAAAUGCGAUGAUAUGUUUCCAUUGUAGAAGGCCUGGCCAUGAGGUCGCCGAUUGCCAGCUGCGCGGAAGUCAGGACAUGGGCACUGGCAUCUGUUACCGCGCGGGUCCACGGAGCCGAGAUGACACAAGUGGCAGAGCUAGCGUGGACCCCGCUCUCGGUGAAUUUCCUUUUGCGAAAUGUUUCGUUUGUGGAGAAAUGGGGCACCUGUCCAGGUCCUGCCCCGAUAAUCCUAAAGGCGUCUAUGCUGACGGUGGCGGCUGUAAACUCUGUGGCUCUGUGGAACAUUUUAAGAAAGAUUGUCCUGAAAAUCAGAACUCAGAUCGGAUGGUCACAGUUGGUCGAUGGGCAGCCGGGAAUGAAGUGCCCGGACUAUGAAAAGAAGUCCUGGAUGCACCCAAACCAAACCACAGAAACCAAAGUACUAAAGCAACCCAAAGCACUGGGGUUAUGGCAGUGGAUAAAUAUGGCCAUGUGCUUACAGUCCAGAGGGACUGA
Molecule: messenger RNA, 871 nt
Organism: Arvicola amphibius (Eurasian water vole)
Lineage: Eukaryota; Metazoa; Chordata; Mammalia; Rodentia; Cricetidae
Gene: Zcchc9
Product: zinc finger CCHC-type containing 9
Molecular function (GO): nucleic acid binding; zinc ion binding
Source: RefSeq, a predicted model, not a curated record